Lactuca saligna is the source of this 765-nucleotide messenger RNA. The record is from the annotation of a GenBank genome assembly. NCBI's taxonomy places the organism in Eukaryota, Viridiplantae, Streptophyta, Magnoliopsida, Asterales, Asteraceae.
AUGACAGUGGAUUUUGAGGUUGAUGAUGAUGAUGUCAAUGGUGAGGUACUACUAAACUCCACAGAGCUUGAGAUAGAAAGCCGAAAAGGCAAUGAAGAUGACAAUGACAAUGACAUGGUAGGAUGUUCCCUUGAAGGUGUAUUAUUUCACAACAACCAUGACAUAAAAAUCGAUCAAGAUGAACCCGAAAGAGGCAUAAUCCCACUAGAUGGGUCCCACAAUGUUAACAUUGAAGAACCAUAUAUUGGUCAAGAGUUUGAAUCUGAAGCAUCUGCACAUGCAUUCUACAAUGCAUAUGCAACCAAAGUUGGAUUUGUUAUCCGUGUAAGCAAGCUUUCAAGAUCAAGGCGUGAUGGAACAGCUAUAGGAAGAGCUCUUGUUUGUAACAAAGAAGGGUUUCGGAUGCCAGAUAAGCGUGAAAAAAUAGUAAGACAAAGGGUGGAAACACGAGUUGGUUGUAGAGCAAUGGUUUUAGUUAGGAAAGUAAGCUCUGGAAAAUGGGUGAUUACAAAAUUCGUAAAAGAGCAUACUCAUCCAUUAACACCUGGAAAAGGGAGAAGGGAUUUGAUUUAUGACCAAUAUCCGAAUGAGCAUGAUAAGAUCAGGGAACUAUCACAACAGCUAGCAAUUGAGAAAAGAAGAUCAGCAACCUACAAAAGACAUUUGGAAAUGGUUUUUGAGCACAUUGAGGAACACAAUCAGUCGUUGUCAAAAAAGAUUCAAGAGAUUGUAAACAACGAAUGUUUAGAUGGUGUUGCUUCUUGA